Molecule: messenger RNA, 1797 nt
Organism: Telopea speciosissima
Lineage: Eukaryota; Viridiplantae; Streptophyta; Magnoliopsida; Proteales; Proteaceae
Product: polypyrimidine tract-binding protein homolog 1-like
Exons: 12
Coding region: 101-1591 (496 amino acids)
Biological process (GO): regulation of RNA splicing
Cellular component (GO): nucleus
Molecular function (GO): mRNA binding
Source: RefSeq, a predicted model, not a curated record
CCCUACAAAGCUUGAGGAUUCUCAGUUUAAUCUCUCCUCGCUCGCUGGUUGUACCGUUUGCUUCGAAAUACUAGCCCUAAUUACGAAACCCUAAGUGUAGAUGUCUUCUUCUUCGGGGCAGCCUCAGUUCCGGUAUACGCAGACGCCGUCGAAGGUGCUGCACUUGCGUAACCUUCCAUGGGAAUGCACUGAAGAAGAGCUCGUCGAACUCUGCAAGCCUUUUGGCAAGAUCGUCAAUACCAAAUGCAACGUUGGUGCCAAUCGGAACCAGGCCUUUGUUGAAUUCGCAGAUUUGAAUCAAGCAAUCUCAAUGGUUUCAUAUUAUGCUAGUUCAUCUGAACCUGCUCAGGUUCGUGGUAAGACUGUAUAUAUUCAAUACUCAAAUAGGCAAGAAAUUGUCAAUAACAAGAGCUCUGGAGAUGUUGCUGGGAAUGUGUUGCUGGUUACGAUUGAGGGCGUAGAAGCUGGAGAUGUCAGCAUAGAUGUUAUUCACUUGCAGGUCCAUGUUAACUCGGAGAAAACCUCGUUGUCAGCGUACUGCAUUGGGAGAAAUAACACGUGCCUUACGCAACUUGUGUUUCAGGUCUUUUCCGCUUUUGGGUUUGUGCACAAAAUUGCAACUUUUGAAAAGGCUGCUGGAUUUCAGGCAUUAAUCCAGUUUAGUGAUGCCGAGACUGCAUCUGCUGCACGUAAUGCAUUGGAUGGCAGAAGUAUUCCCAGAUACUUGCUUCCAGAGCAUGUUGGAUCAUGUCACUUGCGUAUCUCAUUUUCUGCUCAUACUGAUUUGAAUAUCAAGUUUCAAUCUCAUCGUAGCAGGGACUACACAAAUCCUUAUCUUCCUGUAAAUCCUUCUGCCAUUGAGGGAACCAUGCAGUCUACGUUGGGUCCAGAUGGGAAGAAAAAAGAACCUGAGAGUAACGUGCUUCUUGCUUCAAUCGAGAAUAUGCAAUAUGCUGUCACAGUUGAUGUUCUUCACACGGUAUUUUCAGCGUUUGGUACUGUCCAGAAAAUAGCGAUAUUUGAGAAGAAUGGUGGAAUGCAAGCGCUAGUUCAAUACCCUGACGUCACAACUGCUGCUGUUGCUAAAGAAGCUUUGGAAGGACAUAGCAUCUAUGAUGGUGGCUACUGUAAGCUUCAUCUGUCAUACUCUCGUCAUACUGAUCUCAAUGUAAAGGCUCACAAUGACAGAAGUAGGGAUUAUACAAUCCCUGAUACAGGAUUGCUGCCAAUGCAACAAGCUGCUGCUAUACCUACUGCUACAGGUGGUUGGCAAAGUCAGGCUGGCCCGUUAUAUCCUGGUAAUGAAUAUGCUGUAGGUGCACAGACUUCAGUUCCAGAUGGACAAGUAGCACCGUGGGAUCCUAACAUGCAAGCAGGCAGACAAACUUUUGUAUCGGUUCCGAGCACAUUUCCUGGUCAAACAUACUCACCUACUGGUGUUACUCCAUAUGCUCCUGCAGGAAGUCUUCUGGGCUCCUCUCCUCUCCCGCAGCCUCAGGCUUCUAUGAGAUUGUCUCAAUAUGGUGCUCAUCCAAAUGCUCGCCCUUCUAGUGCACCACUCGCAGGGCAGCCUCCAUAUUAUGGCCAAUAAGCAUUGCAUCACUUCUGCUACUCUCAUUUUGACUGAUGACUUCUGGAAGUGGAAUGUGAAUACAAAGUGAAGGCUUCUUUGUGUAAACUUCUUGUUAGCCUUCUGAUUCGACUGCCAUCUGCCCUUAAAACUUUUUUUUAAAUGGAAAUAUACUGUAUUUACAUUUUAAUGUUAUUGCAUUAGAAUUUUUUCUCGUUUUUGUGUGA